Messenger RNA from Striga asiatica, 627 nucleotides. The record is from the annotation of a GenBank genome assembly. Lineage: Eukaryota; Viridiplantae; Streptophyta; Magnoliopsida; Lamiales; Orobanchaceae.
AUGGAUUGGCACAAAGAGGCGCACAAACGUACACGCGUGUGUUUUACAUUCUCAGUCCUCAAGUCAGUAGUUACACAGAAGUCAAUGGUACGGAGGCUCGCGCAAAACGUAAAGAGCCAUAUAAAAUUAUUGAACACCAUAAAAUCAAAAUCACAUGAUCAUAGCAAGCUCAUUCAAUACGUCGUCAGAAAUGAGAAAUUAACCUUGUUCCUCCGAGGCGCCGAAAUCUCGUCCCGGCCAUGGGAGGUGGAGGUGGUCGCCUCCACGGCUGCCGCGGCGGCGGCGGUACUUCCGGAUGAUCUGUUCCUCUCAUCAAUCGCCUCCGUCAGUCCCUGCAGCUUCGAGGAGCAGAAAGCGAGGCACGAACACCAACUGCGCUUCCGAGCGCCGAGGAAUUUCAAGGAGCAAGCGAUUCUAGAAGUGGACGGCGAGGCGGAAACCCUAGUAAUGGCGGUGGAGUACGUUGAGAAGCUAGUGGUGGAAGAAGAUGAAGUAGAGAGAACCAUUGUGGACGGUUUGCGCUUGUGUGGGAGUGUGCCAGUGUGGGCGCUUUAUGUGAAGAACCAAAUUGCAGAGGACAAAAUCUGCGAAGGCACGUUCGGGAGAGAAAUUCUUCAAUCCAAUUAA